CCUCUGUCCUACUGUCCAGCACUGCUCUUGGCUUUAGACUAACAGUGUGCUCCAUCCUUGGUCACUGAUCAGAACGUCAUUCCAGAAACAAUGCUUACUAUAUCACUGAUAUGGGGAUUGGUGGUCGCACUAUGUUGUUUUUUCUGGCUUAUCGUUGGCAUCCGAAGACGGUAAGGAAAAACAUUAUUUUUCUACACUUUUAAAUAAUUUAAUUAUAUAGUGCAGUGACAAUUAUACAAACUACCCUGGGGUAAUUUUCACUAAGCAGAGAAUUGCAGUUAGUUAGCAGUUGAGUUGCAAUAUGUAGGAUAAAAUAGCCAAGAUGGAGAUCAAUCGAUUCAACAGACUUUAUUUCUUCAAUUCAGUUACUUUGACCUACAUCUUGCAAGUAUCUAGUCAACUCAUCAUAAUUCCCUGUUAGUGAUUAGAUAUUGUAAAUUGUGUUGGAAUGCAUUAUCCACUCGUUAUUUUUUUACAGUCUUAAUUAGAAAACAAAUAUUGUUACAGCAACCGGUUUCCUAGCACUUCACUUUGUUUAUCUAUCUAUAGAUAUGUAUAGAUCACAGACACAGUAGGCCCUGCAUCGAGGUGCAAUAUAUAUAUUUCAAAGAUUAAAGGUCACAAUUUCUCUUACUUCCUAAAAUAAUUUAAAGCAAAACUAUCCUGAUUGUUUACUUGCAAAAUUCGAUUGUUCUCCUAAUUCUGUCUAUACGUGUCUUUUUUCAAAUUAUUAUUGUAUUUCUCAAUAAAGAUUACUUUAUUAUGACCCUUAUUCCUAAAACAAAUUCAUGUAAUUUACACACAACAGUAACUUUUACACUGAAAAGAAAAAUGAAAGAAGUACAAAACAUAAAGUGUUUCUAUGCAACAAAUAAUUAAAACAUGAAAUAUACUUUGAAUUAUUUUCUGAACAAUGUAAUAUACUUAAUGUGGUAUUACCUCUUGAAGAUCAAGAUCUGUCAAUGCCAUUGUCGCAAUCUGGUAUUUAGAAUCUCUAUUCCAAAAUACUGUGUCGUACUUAUUUCAUGAUAGCACGGCUGAAUAGAGACUCAAAUGCUAAAUAGGUAGGCCAUCCCAUGCUGCCAUAUGGUGUCUAGGGAUCAUAUUAUGAUUUUGGUUUAAAUGUCUUUUGGGGAUUAAACUAAAUUCACCAAGUUUUAAACAUGAAAAAGGGUGGGAAUUCCUUCAAUAAAUCCAGUAGUAAAUAUGUGCCAAUAAUUGCCUCAUGUCAUAGCUAUCAAGUGUUUGAUUUCUUUUGUUGAUUUAACCUCCAUAGUAGCUUUCAUAGUCUUUAAUGGGCUAAAGGCCAAGUUUUAAACACAAAAAGGCCCGCUAAGCAUGUAAAAUUAAUUUGGAAUCAUGUUCAGGUUUAGCCAUAUAAGAUAAUGACUAUGGCUUUAAAUAAGAAAUAAGUUAUGUAUUUUGGCAGUUUAGUGGCUACAUAAUAUGCUAUGGUCUCUCUUUCUCUGUAGACAUCCUGGAGAGCCACCUCUGGAGAAUGGCCUAAUUCCAUAUCUAGGAUGUGCCUUGCAAUUUGGUGCUAAUCCUCUCGAAUUUCUCAGAUCGAGACAAAACAAAUAUGGGCAUAUUUUUACCUGCAAAAUUGCUGGAAAGUUUGUUCAUUUUGUCACAGACCCUUUCUCCUUCAACUCAGUGAUGCGUUCCGGAAAACAUUUCGAUUGGCAGAAAUUCCACUAUGCAACCUCAGCCAAGGUAUGAAAUGAAGGGUUGUUCUGAAUGUUAUCUAACAUUUAUUUUCAGAUGUUGUUAAAUGACAUUGUAAAACUUGGCUGGUUAUAUAUAACAUGAUUGGCUUUGAUAACCAUGUUUUAUCUUACUCCUAUUAUAUUAGAUAAUCCCCAAUAUUAUAUCGUUUAUGAGAAAUUUUGAAGUAUUUAGUGCUAACUCAUUGUAAGAUUUAUAAUAUAUUAGAUGACGCUUUGGCGCGUUACAUUAUGGAUCUUGCUCAUUACUUUUAAUGUACGAAUUUCUAAACAUGAACUAUAUUUCUUAUUCCUUCUGUCAUUCAGGCUUUUGGCCACAGCAGCAUAGAUCCCACAGAUGGCAAGACAACCGAAAAUGUUCAUGAAACCUUUAUGAGAACUCUUCAAGGUGAUGCACUAGACCCUCUCAUUGCAUCCAUGAUGGAAAAUCUUCAACACACCAUGUUACAACCCAACACAUUUAAAGUAACCAACAAAGACUGGGUAACCGAUGGCCUCUAUGCAUUCUGCUACCGUGUGAUGUUUGAGUCUGGUUACUUAACACUCUUUGGGAAUGAGUUCAAUUCAAAAGAAGAUCCAAAUAUUGCAAGACAGGAAGCACAGAGGGCACUUAUCCUCAAUGCAUUAGAAAAUUUUAAGGAGUUUGACAAAAUAUUCCCUGCGCUGGUAGCAGGUCUUCCAAUUCAUGUGUUCAAAACUGCCCACAGUGCUAGAGAGAACCUUGCCAAAGACUUGAUGCAUGAGAACUUGAGAAAGAGGAAUAAUAUUUCUGACCUUAUAACUCUCAGAAUGUUUUUAAAUGACACGCUCUCCACUUUAAGUGACAUGGACAAAGCAAAGACACACUUGGCUGUCCUCUGGGCUUCUCAAGCAAACACACUACCUGCCACAUUCUGGAGUGUAUUCCACCUUCUUAGGUAUAAAAUAAAGAAGAUUUUGGCUUUACAAGAAAUAUAUUUACUAAUUCUUAUAAUUUAAUGUUAUUGUUCAAAAUAAAAGUUAUAAUAAAUACCAAGUAUAAUUACUAUAUGAUGUGCUUUACCUAACUAAAUGUAUUUUAUUUUAAUAGGUGCCCAAGAGCAAUGAAAGCUGCUAGUGAAGAAGUUCAUCAAGUUUUAGAGAAGGCAUCUCAGAAAAUCGGCUUUGAUGGAAAAUACAUAUUCCUCAACCGUCAACAGCUUGAUGAAAUGCCUGUUCUAGGUACGUUUACUAUUGUUACAAUAUACACAGCCAAACAGAGUGAAUCUGAGAUGAGUAUAUUGCUAACAGGAAACCGUUGCCAAUAGGGGACUGAGUACUAACGGGUUCUUUUUAUGGGAUCUUCCAUUAUGCAUCAUGUGAUCUAAAAGUUUAUUUUGUGUUCUGGGUCACAAUAUACUUUUUCAGAUUCAGUUAACAUUGCAUGGUAUGUCGUUAAAAAUGGUAAUGUGAUGGAUGUAAAAAAAUAAGGGUUUGAAAAUUAUGGUAGAUUUAGUAGAAGUUGCAUGUGAAAUCGUUUGUAAAGAUAGAGUUAACCAUUUUAAUGGAUUUUAUUUACAUAGAUAGCAUAAUUAAAGAAUCGAUGAGGCUUUCCAGUGCAUCCCUUAAUAUCAGAGUUGCUAAGGAAAACUUUGCUCUACAACUUGACAACAACGAGUCUUACACCAUCCGAAAAGACGACAUUGUAGCACUUUACCCACAGACAAUACAUCUGGACCCCGAAGUUUAUGAAGACCCUUUGGUAAGUAAUUGUAAUUUUUGUUUCUCAUACAGUGGUAAUGCAGUUUCUUUAACCCCUUAUGGACACAUGACAUGUGUGACAUGUCAUGAUUCCCUUUUAUUCCAGAAGUUUGGUCCUUAAGGGGUUAAAGAACCUUCUUCAGAUCACAUAACCAUAAUUUGGAACAUAGAACAUUUGAUGUUCCUCAAAUUAUCCCCCUCUUAAGAAAAAGUAAGAGGACAGAUAACCCUAAAUAUAAGGGAUAGGCAAAAAUUAGAUGCGACUGCACAGUAAGGGGCCAUGGUUGCAACUAAAUGGGGAAAAAACUCUGUUCAGAGUGGGAGCAGCCCAGGAGUGUAACAUUCCCUGCUAAUGAAUAAAUGCAUUAUUUUGAAGGCUUGGUAUUUGGCCUCCAAACCUAAGCCUCAGGGUCAAACUCAGAAAGUCCCCAUCUAUCUUUAGUAUUAACUUAGAGAAUUAACAUUUACAUUGAAUUCCAAUCUAAUGUUUCAAUUUCUGUGUCUUUUUGCAGACUUUCAAAUAUGAUCGUUACCUGGAUGAAAAUCUAAAGCCAAAGACCAACUUUUACCUAAAAGGCCGAAAAUUAAAAUACUAUUAUUUGCCCUUUGGAUCAGGAAAAACCAAGUGCCCAGGGCGACAAUUUGCUGUUCAUGAGAUUAAACAGUUACUGACUCUGUUGAUUUCAUACUUCGAUAUAGAAAUCAUAGACAAAAAUACAAAAAUUCCACCUUUAGAUCAAUCCCGUGCAGGGCUGGGGAUAUUACAGCCAACACAUGAUGUAGAUUUCAGAUACAAGUUAAAAGCAUAGCCACCAUGGUUUGCAGAAAUUUAAAUAUACCAGGAUUAAAACUGUUCACUAACUCGUAUAGACUCAGGGGCUUUAAUAAGUAUGGAAAAUACAAAAAAGAGCAAAGCACACACCAGAAUAAGCAGAUAAUAGAAUGCUCUGUUCAAAUACCCCAAAAUAGACAAAAUAUAUAGUGAGAUCAAUGUGUUCCAUACAAAGCAAACAACAAAAUGAAACACGUAUCUGAGAUCCAAAUAUUAAUGCAAUGUAUAGUUUUCAUUGAUAUAUAAAUAAGAAGUUGAUUCCUGUAUUUAAGAACGAUGUACUGCAUCCAUCCAUUGAUGCCAUCUUGUUAGCCUGCAGUUCAGUUGACUCAGCAUUACAAAGCGAAUAACAUAUUAUUUUGAAAAUGUAUUAGAACACGAAUUAAGUUGUGGCAAGUUUAAAAACAACUCAUGUAUUAAGGACAAAAUAAUUGUCUAGAGAAAAAAAAAUCCAAUCCACUUGAGCUGAAGAAUUUUUUUUUUUUCAGUUUUCUCUAAAUUAAGUUAUUGCCAACUCGAUUCAAUUAAUUGUGUAGUAUGCAAGGCCUAAUUUGUUAAUAUUUGGAGUCAAUUCUCUCCAUGCGGGAUUUAAAAAAUCUACAAAAUAAAUAAAUAUGCUUUUAUGCGAUUUACAGCUUACAAAUAGCCAACUUAACUACAUUAGCCAUUCGUCUUUGAGAGAUAUCUGCAAUAGUGCACAUAAAAAACUUAGAAAAUUGACAACAAAGUAGUCGAAUUAGUUGCUCAACUAGAGCUGUAAGAUGCAGGAAUUAGAUGGUGCUAUAUCAAAUUAAACAAAGGAACAGGCUCGUAGAUGCAUUGCAUGUGUUCACAGAGUAAAGAAUUAUUUACAGUUCUAAUUUGCAAAUAUAUUUAUUGUGUAUAUUUUGAAUUUUAUAUAUACCUGUAAAGUGUGUAAUUAUCUAAAAAAAAUUCUGCCAAAAUAAGGUGACAAUAUACUACUCUAUGUGGCUGUUUAUAGUGUUUUAACUAUAAUUACCUUGUAAAUAUUAAUAUUUAAUUGCUUGCAUUACUAUAUUUUUAUAGAAAUGCUAUGUAUUUUGUGCACAGUUUUACAUCAACAUUUAUGUAAUGUUAGUAUUUGUACAAAUGCUACCACUAUUUACCUCAUAAUUGUCAUUACUUGAUCAAGGUUGCAACUGGAGUUUUUAAACAUAUCAUUGCAACAAGCAAUUAAUUAUUAUCUUUUAUGAAUAUGCAUAUAUAUAUAUACUGUACAAAAUCCAUGUCUAUUGUAAGCCAAUUUAUAGUAAUAUGUUAUAUUUUGUAAAUAAUCUUCAAGUUGCAUUAUAAUAUCACAAGAAAUGUUUACAAUUUACUUUCAAUGUGUACAUAUUGUGUUUUAUGUUUAGUUUCAGAAAU
This is a messenger RNA of Pelobates cultripes (western spadefoot toad), 5658 nucleotides long. NCBI's taxonomy places the organism in Eukaryota, Metazoa, Chordata, Amphibia, Anura, Pelobatidae. The record is from the annotation of a GenBank genome assembly.